AAUGGCGGCUAGAGGUGGAACAGUACAUCAACAGUGAAAACAAAAAGUCCAGAGAAAACUGAAGGAGCUUCACUAGACACGACUCAGGCACUGAAAAAGUUCAUACAUGAGAAUGUCUCGCUGGGUGCCCACGAAAAAGGAGAAGUAUGGAGUCGCGAUCUAUAACUACGAUGCCCGCAGUGAGGAGGAGCUGUCUCUGCAGAUUGGGGACACGGUGCACAUAUUGGAGACGUAUGAAGGAUGGUACAGGGGAAACAGGCUGAGGAGGAAGUCCAAAAAGGGCAUAUUCCCCGCGUGCUACAUUCACCUGAAAGAAGCCACAGUGGAGGGCAAUGGGCAGAAAGAGACGGUCAUCCCCAACGAGCUGCCCUUGGUGCAGGAGGUCACGACCACCCUACGAGAAUGGGCCUCCAUAUGGAGAGACCUAUAUGUGGGAGACAAGCGAGAAAUGUUCAACUCGGUGCGCGACAUGAUCUACGACCUGAUCGAGUGGCGCUCUCAGAUCCUGUCUGGCACGCUCCCUCAGGACGAGCUGACGGAGCUCAAGCAGAAAGUCACCUCCAAGAUGGACUACGGCAACAAGUACUUGGAUCUGGACCUGGUGGUCAGGAACAAAGAUGGGAACAUCCUAGACCCCGACCUGACCAGCACCAUCAGCCUGUUCCGGGCCCACGAGGCCGCCUCCAGACAGAUCGAGGAACGCAUCCAGGAGGAGAAGUCCCAGAAGCAGAACAUGGAGCUGAGCAGGCUGGCCAAGUUUGCCUCCACGCCGUCCUUCGCCCUGUUCGUCACCCUGAAGAACGUGGUGUGCAAGAUCGGAGAGGACGCCGAGGUGCUCAUGUCCCUCUACGAUCCUGUGGAGUCCAAAUUUAUCAGUGAGAACUACCUCGUGAAGUGGUCCAGCUCUGGACUGGUCAAGGACUUGGAUCAGCUGCACAAUCUGCGGGCUGUUUUCACGGACCUGGGCAGUGAGGACCUGAAGAGGGAGAAGAUCAGCUUUGUGUGUCAGAUCGUGCGCGUGGGACGCAUGGAGCUGCGGGACAAUAACACCAAGAAGCUGACCACCGGCCUGCGGAGGCCCUUUGGAGUGGCAGUCAUGGACGUGACGGACAUCAUCACAGGCAAAAUGGACGACGAGGACAAGCAGCACUUCAUCCCCUUCCAGCCGGUGGCGGGCGAAAACGACUUCCUCCAGACCGUCAUCAACAAGGUCAUUGCCGCCAAAGAGGUCAACCACAAGGGCCAAGAUAGUGUGAUGUGUAGAGAGUCUACAUCCGAAAUCCGAAAGGAGGGUUGGAACAGAGUAGAUUUGGAGAAGAAAGACUACUAUAAAGAGCACAACAGCUCCGUGUUUGAGAAGAAACUUACUGAGAGACUGCUUCCCCUUACAAUCAGCAUCAUCAUCAUCAUCGUCAUCUUCAUCACCACCAGUAACCGCCAUCAUCAGGGUCUUGUUCUCCAUCCAGCUGGGCGGCAGCAGAAUGUAAUCUUCCCUGGAGCCGGAGAUGAAGGGAUCCUUGAGUACAAGUCUGUGAUCUACUAUCAAGUGAAACAACCUCGCUGGUUUGAGACAAUCAAGGUUGCCAUUCCCAUUGAGGACGUCAACAGGAGCCACCUCCGCUUCACCUUCAGACACAGAUCAUCACAGGACUAUAAAGACAAAUCAGAGAAGAUCUUUGCCUUGUCCUUCGUCAAGCUGAUGAGGUAUGACGGCACGACGCUGCGAGAUGGGGAGCAUGAUCUCAUCGUCUACAAGGCUGAGGCUAAGAAGAUGGAGGAUUCUUCUCUUUACUUGAACCUCCCGGCCACCAAGUUGGAGCUGGAGGAGAAGGGCUACCCCACCACGGGCAAGAGCCUGCAGAACCUGGGCAACUGCACCAUCAGCAAGGACUCCUUCCAGAUCGCCACCCUGGUCUGUUCCACCAAACUCACCCAGAACGUGGACCUGCUGGGUCUGUUGAAGUGGCGCUCCAACACCAGCCUGCUCCAGCAGAACCUGCGGCAGCUCAUGAAGGUGGAAGGAGGAGAGGUUGUCAAGUUUCUACAAGACACCCUGGAUGCCCUCUUCAACAUCAUGAUGGAGAAUUCUGACAGUGACACAUUUGACACCCUGGUUUUUGAUGCUUUGGUUUUCAUAAUUGGGCUGAUAGCGGACAGAAAGUUCCAGCACUUUAACCCCGUCCUUGAAACCUACAUCCGCAAACAUUUCAGCGCUACACUUGCCUACACGAAACUGACAAAGGUGCUGAAGAACUAUGUGGACAAUGCAGAGAAGCUCACAGAUCAGCUCCUCAAGGCCAUGAAGGCGCUGGAAUACAUUUUCAAGUUCAUUGUGCGCUCCCGAGUGCUCUUCAAUCAGCUGUACGAGAACAAAGGUGAGGCCGACUUCAUGGAGUCCCUGAGGAACCUCUUCACCUCCUUUAACAACAUGAUGAACAGCAGCGCGGAGAACACGAGCAUGGUGAAGGGCGCCGCAUUGAAGUACAUUCCAACCAUCGUCAAUGAUGUCAAGCUGGUGUUUGAUCCAAAGGAGCUGAGUAAACUGUUUACGGAGUUCAUUCUGAAGGUCCCAGCAGGACGCCUUAUGAAGCAGAAGCUGAACUGCAUGAUUGACAUUGUUGACAGUGAUCUCUUCACGCAGCACGACUGUAGGGAAAUCCUGCUGCCCCUGAUGACCGAUCAGCUGAAACUGCACCUGGAGCAGCAUGAAGAGCUAGAGGCCUGCUGCCAACUCCUCAGCAACAUCCUUGAGGUGCUCUACCGCACUGAUGUGGGUCCAACUCAGUGGCAUAUUGAGGUCAUUAUGGAGAAGCUUCUGCGGACAGUCAACCGAACGGUCAUCUCCUUGGGUCGAGAUUCAGCACUCAUAGGCAGUUUCGUAGCCAGCAUGACAGCCACUCUGCGUCAGAUGGAGGACUACCACUACUCUCAUCUCAUCAGCACCUUUGGCAAAAUGAGGACGGAUGUAGUGGAUUUCCUAAUGGAAACAUUUAUCAUGUUCAAGGAUCUCAUUGGCAAGAAUGUCUACCCUGCCGACUGGGUUAUAAUGAACAUGAUGCAGAAUAAAGUCUUCCUGCGGGCCAUCAAUCAAUAUGCCACCGUGCUGAACAAGAAGUUCCUGGACCAGACCAACUUCGAGCUUCAGCUCUGGAACAACUACUUCCACCUGGCCGUGGCCUUCCUCACGCAGGACUCCCUCCAGCUGGAGAACUUCUCCAGCGACAAGCGCAACAAGAUCUACCACAAGUAUCAGGACAUGAGGAGGCAGAUUGGCUUUGAGAUCAGAGAUAUGUGGUAUAACUUGGGUCCACACAAGAUCAAGUUCAUCCCGGAGAUGGUGGGGCCCAUCCUGGAGAUGACACUGGUGCCCGAGAUCGAGCUGCGCAAGGCCACCAUCCCCAUCUUCUUUGAUAUGAUGCAGUGCGAGUUCCACUUCACACGCAGCUUCCAGAUGUUUGAGAAUGAGAUCAUCACCAAGCUGGACCACGAGGUGGAGGGCGGCCGCGGAGACGAGCAGUACAAAGUCCUCUUUCAGAAAAUUUUACUGGAGCACUGCAGGAAGCACAAAUACCUGGCCAAGACAGGUGAGAACUUUGUGACUCUGGUGGUGCGUCUGCUGGAGCGGCUGCUGGACUACCGGACCAUCAUGCAUGACGAGAACAAGGAAAACCGCAUGAGCUGCACCGUCAACGUCCUGAACUUUUACAAAGAGAUUGAGAGAGAGGAGAUGUACAUCAGGUACCUGUACAAGCUGUGUGACCUCCACAAAGAGUGUGAUAACUACACUGAGGCCGCAUACACUCUGCUGCUACAUGCCAAGCUACUUAAGUGGUCCGAGGAUCCCUGCGCUGCCCAUCUUACCCAGAGGGACGGCUACCAGGCCACCACUCAGGGUCAGCUCAAAGACCAGCUCUACCAGGAGACCAUCAACUACUUCGACAAGGGCAAGAUGUGGGAGGAGGCGAUCAUUCUGGGGAAGGAGCUAGCUGAGCAGUACGAAAAUGAAAUGUUUGACUUUGAGCAGCUGAGUGCUUUGUUGCGCAAGCAAGCUCAGUUCUACGAGAACAUCGUCAAGGUGAUCCGGCCGAAGCCUGACUACUUUGCCGUGGGCUACCACGGCCUGGGCUUCCCCUCGUUUCUCAGGAAUAAGAUGUUCAUCUACCGGGGCAAAGAGUACGAGCGCAGGGAGGACUUUGAGGCGCGCCUGCUCACUCAGUUCCCCAACGCCGAGAAGAUGAAGACCACUAACCCACCUGGAGAGGAGAUAAGGAACUCACCCGCUCAAUACAUCCAGUGUUUCACAGUCAAGCCCAUCCUUGAGCUUCCACCAAAGUUCCAGAACAAACCGGUGUCGGAGCAGAUCUUGAGUUUCUACACUGUAAAUGAAGUCAACAAGUUCCAGUAUUCCAGACCAAUUAGGAAAGGGGAGAAGGACCCAGACAACGAGUUUGCAAACAUGUGGAUCGAGCGGACCACUUACGCCACCGCCUACAAGCUGCCUGGGAUCCUGCGCUGGUUUGAAGUCAAGUCCUUCUCCACAGAGGAGAUCAGUCCCUUGGAGAACGCCAUGGAAACCAUGCAACUGACCAAUGAAAAGAUCAGCAACAUGGUGCAGAGACACUUGAACGAUCCCAACCUUCCCAUCAACCCCCUGUCCAUGCUUUUGAAUGGAAUUGUAGACCCGGCCGUCAUGGGUGGCUUCACCAACUAUGAGAAGGCCUUCUUCACAGAGAAGUACACCCAGGAGCACCCUGAGGACCGCGAGAAGAUUGACAAGCUCAAGGAUCAGAUUGCCUGGCAGAUCCCGUACCUGGCAGAUGGCGUGCGUAUCCACGGUGAGAAGGUGACUGAGGCGCUGAGGCCCUUCCACGAGCGCCUGGAGGCCUGCUUCAAGCAGCUCAGGGAGAAAGUGGAGAAGCAGUACGGGGUCAAGACUCUGCCAGGGGCGGACGAGCGUCGUGGCGGUCAGAGGCCCCGCUCUAUGGUGCGCUCCUUCACCAUGCCCUCCUCCCAGCGGCCACUGUCUGUCGCCUCGGUCACCUCCAUCUCCUCCGACAACUCCCCCUCCAGGCCCGGCUCUGAUGGGUUUACCUUGGAGCCUCUCCUGCCCAAGAAAGUGCACUGCAAAUCCCAGGACAAGCUAGACCGCGACGAGCCCGAGAGAGAGCGCAAGGACAAGGAGAAGAAGAAGGAGAAGAGGAACAGCAAGCACCAGGAGAUCUUCGACAAGGAGCUCAAGGCCACCGAGAUCCCCAUGCAGCCUUCUGAGACCGUCAUACUCUCAGAGAUGAUCAGUCCACUAAGGCCCCAGAGGCCCAAGAGCCAGGUGAUCAACCUCUUGGGCCCCGACCGUCGCCUCUCUGUGUCCCCUGGCCCCCCGACCCCCUCAGCCACGGCAGCGGCAGCAGGGGUCCCUCCUCCUAUCACCCCCAGGGCCAAGCUGUCCUUCAGCCUCCUCUCGGGCUCCAAUCUGGAGCUGAACGGGACAGGCUGCGCAGAGAAAGGGGAAGUCCCACCCCCGCUGCCGAUGAAGGGCAGCAUGGCCGACUACGGGAACCUGAUGGACAACCCAGAGCUGGCCAGCCCCACCACACCUCCCCCUCCCCCACCACAUCUGAGGCAUCUGCCACCCCCCCCGAGCAAGACUCCCCCUCCCCCGCCACCGAAGACGACAAGGAAGCAGGCCUCCAUCGAUUCUGGAAUCGUACAAUAAGAGGCGACAUUAACCUGCCACGAGGAACAAAGAGAUUAGAACUGAUCUGAACUGAACAAACAUUGAAACCCCCCCCCCCCCCCUCCCCCAAAGACUGAAUUGAAAUUGUGUAUUAGUGUUUUAAAUGUAGAACCCCCCCCCCCCCCAGUUUUGGCAAAGCUGAAUACCUCGUGAAGGUCUGUAUCUGCGAUCGCUGCUCUCUGCUAGGAGUCUGUGCACUUCACUAGGGAAGCUGUGCAAAUGAUUAAUCAAGCCCUGGAGUGAGCUGUCAGCAGUGGACAGACUUCCUCCUGUACUUCUCCAGGUAACCUCCACAACAGUGUUUUAUGAAAUGCUUUCUCUCUUUUUCUGAUGAGUACAUUCUGACCAAGCAACCAAUGGCCAACACGGACCACUUUCAGGAAACUGAGGUUUGAUUGCUUUAUUCUGCAGCGUUUUUAUAAGGGUAGUUUUCUCCAUAUAGCCACACUGUUCUCAGUGUAUCACACUGUACAGAGUUGUUUUGUAUAUAUAAAUAUAUAUAUAUGAUUUUAUUUUUUAUUGUUAUUUACUUUCUUUGAAAAGUGAAUUCAUGAUGACUUUUAUUAACAUGACAUUAACUGGCAUUUUACUCCAAAAAAGGGCUUGUAGGUUUUCCAAUGACAGGGACUGUAAAGGACCGUAUGUAAAUGACCUUGUGAUGGAUUCUUAUUUUUUUUUUUUUUUUGAGAGAGUGUAAACAACUAACUCUCCACCAUACUAUCAUUGUAUAGAAUUUUGUCAUACAUUGCUGUAACCAUAGAUUCCAGUAACAUCAAAAAUGUUCCAAAAUUCACUACUGACUUUGAAAUAAACUCUCUAAAUGUAUGUAUUUUUAAA
Molecule: messenger RNA, 6571 nt
Organism: Alosa alosa (allis shad)
Lineage: Eukaryota; Metazoa; Chordata; Actinopteri; Clupeiformes; Clupeidae
Gene: dock1
Product: dedicator of cytokinesis 1
Biological process (GO): small GTPase-mediated signal transduction; cell migration
Cellular component (GO): plasma membrane; cytoplasm
Molecular function (GO): small GTPase binding; guanyl-nucleotide exchange factor activity
Source: RefSeq, a predicted model, not a curated record